Messenger RNA from Eublepharis macularius, 2337 nucleotides. Its product is annotated as zinc finger protein 345-like. Gene Ontology annotation, biological process: negative regulation of transcription by RNA polymerase II. The coding region runs from base 1 to 2337 and encodes 778 amino acids. Gene Ontology annotation, molecular function: DNA-binding transcription repressor activity, RNA polymerase II-specific. Lineage: Eukaryota; Metazoa; Chordata; Lepidosauria; Squamata; Eublepharidae. The record is from RefSeq and is a predicted model, not a curated record. The transcript is spliced from 4 exons.
AUGGACCACGACUCUCCUAAAAGGUCCUCAAACCAGAGCUCCCCGUUGCUGCGCACCAAUGUGACCCAGCAGCAGAAGUCCGCCAGCAGGCUUUCAAACCCGCACACCAUACAACAGACCUGUAAGAAAGAAUCGGCAAACCCAACCGAGCCAGAAGCACGCGGAAUGGAAGUCGAUGAUCAAGUGGGCAACAUUUUCCUCUUUCAGAGCUCCCAGAUGUCCUUUGAGGAGGUGGCCUUGUUCUUCACAGAGGAGGAAUGGGCUCUCCUGGAUCCGGACCAAAGAAAACUCUACUGGGAAGUGAUGCAGCAAAACUACGAGACCGUGGCGUCUCUGGCUGAAGAUGUGAGGGAAAUAGCAAGCAAGAAGGAAGAAGGAAGGGCAAUUGUGGGGAAAAAUGAAGAUCUGAAGGGAGAAGCAAAACCAGACGGUCAGGUGGUACCAAAGAGGCAGCAGAGAAGCAAAAUGGAAACAAAAGAAAAGCAGAGGAAGAAAUUGCUUGACCAUCUGAGCAGGAAGAUACCCGAGGACCAAGCCCAAGGUGAAAUGCAGACAAAAAAGAGAAGGCCUAAGGGUCCCAUGAAAGUCAAAGCAUUGAGACACAAACUCAGACUUAAAAUAUGUCAGAACUUUUCGACAUGCUGGAAAACAUAUAAACACUUGAAAUGUGGAAAGACCUUUUUUCAGAAUAGCAAGCUGGCUCAACAUCAGAGGAUGCAUAUGAGUGAGAAGCCAUGUAAGUGCUUGGAGUGUGGAAUGAGCUUCUUUCAUAAUGGCAACUGUACUAGACAUGAAAAGGUUCACCCAGGUGGGAAGCCCUAUAAAUGCUUGGAGUGUAGGAAGAACUUCUCUAUGAAUGGCACUCUACCUAGACAUCAAAACAUUUGCACAGGAGAGAAGCCCUAUAAAUGCUUGGAGUGUUGGGAGACCUUCUCUCACAAUGGCACCCUAACUAGACAUAAAAAGCUUCAUAUGGGGAAGAAGCCAUAUAAAUACUUGGAGUGUGGGAAGAGCUUCUCUGAGAAUGGCGACCUAAUUCGACAUCAAAAGAUUCACAGAGGGGAGAAGCCAUAUGAAUGCUUAGAGUGCGGGAAGAGCUUCUCUCAGAGUGGCAACCUAACUAGCCAUCAGCAGGUUUACACAGGGGAGAAGCCAUAUAAAUGCUUGGAGUGUGGAAAGAGCUUCUCUGAGAAUAGCCACCUAACUAGGCAUCAACUGGUUCACACAGGGCAGAAGCAUUAUAAAUGCUUGGAGUGUGGGAAGAGCUUCUCUGAGAAUGGCAGCCUAACUAAACAUCAGAAGGUUCACACGGGGGACAAGCCAUAUAAAUGCUUGGAGUGUGGGAAGAACUUCUCUCAGAGUGGCAACCUAAGUAGACAUCAAAAGGUUCAUAUGGGGGAGAAGCCAUAUAAAUGCUUGGAGUGUGGAAAGAGCUUCUCUCAGAGUGGCAACCUAACUAGACAUCAAAAGGUUCAUACAGGGGCAAAGCCAUAUAAAUGCUUGGAGUGUGGGAAGAGCUUCUCUGAGAAUGGCUACCUGACUAGCCAUCAGCAGGUUCACACAGGGGAGAAGCCAUAUACAUGCUUGGAGUGUGGGAAGAGCUUCUCUGAGAAUGGCAGCCUAACUAAACAUCAGAAGGUUCACUCGGGGAACAAGCCAUAUAAAUGCUUGGAGUGUGGGAAGAACUUCUCUCAGAGUGGCAACCUAACUAGACAUCAAAAGGUUCAUAUGGGGGAGAAGCCAUAUAAAUGCUUGGAGUGUGGAAAGAACUUCUCUCAGAGUAGCAACCUAACUAGACAUCAAAAGGUUCAUACAGGGGCGAAGCCAUAUAAAUGCUUGGAGUGUGGGAAGAGUUUCUCUGAGAAUGGCUACCUGACUAGCCAUCAGCAGGUUCACACAGGGGAGAAGCCAUAUAAAUGCUUGGAGUGUGGGAAGAGCUUCUCUGAGAAUAGACACCUAACUAGGCAUCAACUGGUUCACACAGGGCAGAAGCAUUAUAAAUGCUUGGAGUGUGGGAAGAGCUUCUCUCAGUAUGGUAACCUAACUACACAUCAACGUGUUCACACAGGGGAGAAGCCAUAUAAAUGCUUGGAGUGUGGGAAGAGCUUCUCUCAGAAUGGCAGCCUAACUAAACAUCAGAAGGUUCACACAGGGGACAAGCCAUAUAAAUGCUUGGAGUGUGGGAAGAACUUCUCUCAGAAUGGCCACCUAACUAGACAUCAAAAGGUUCAUAUGGGGGAGAAACCAUAUAAAUGCUUGGAGUGUGGAAAGAGCUUCUCUCAGAAUGGCAACCUAACAAGACAUUCAAAAUGUUCACACAGGAGAGGCUCCAUAUAA